Molecule: messenger RNA, 3010 nt
Organism: Ipomoea triloba (trilobed morning glory)
Lineage: Eukaryota; Viridiplantae; Streptophyta; Magnoliopsida; Solanales; Convolvulaceae
Exons: 7
Coding region: 574-2661 (695 amino acids)
Source: RefSeq, a predicted model, not a curated record
AUAUCCUCCCUUCUGCAAAAAUAUUAUUAAACCCCAAAAGCUAAACAAAUAACCAGAGAAGAGAGAGAGAGAGAGGAAAUAUUUGAUUGAUAAUAUAUACUCCUUAAUUUAUUUAUAUUUUCUUUUCGUAGUUCGUAGAAAUUUCUGUUUCUGUGCAUAUAUUAUAUACAUAUAUAUUCGCAUAUAUGCAUCUGAUAAUUGUUAUUAUUGCUUCAAUUUGCCGUAGACUGUUGUUGUAGAAGAUGCUGAUCCGGAGAAGCUUUACUGGAUUUCACUUCAUCUUGUGGAAUGAUUUAUGAUUUCUUGUUACAAAGGCAGAGGCAGAUACUGGUGCGAAAUACCGAUAGAAAUGAAAGCCAGUUAGGCAUAUUACACUUCUGUAUAAGCGCCUCUAGUUGAUGCAGAUUGAACUGAAGCUAGUUGGAUCCUUCAUUUCUGUUAGUGAUGGGUUGGAGCUACUCAGAUUUUACAUGGGACAAUGAAAAUAUUAUAAGAUAAGUACUAAAGAGUAGUUAUUCUAGUGGAUAAGGUAAGGCUCUUAGGAAAAUAAUUUAGGAAAAAUCUAGUGCAGACAUGGGUGUGCCUCAAGUAGCAACUGAUAAUUAUGCCGAGGAAGUUGCUACAUCCUUGAGCACAUUUGCACAAACUCCAGCUAGGUUUGUAGCUGCAAGCAACUGUGAUAUGACUGGGGUGCACAUUGGCCAAGUAAGCAGUAGAACAACCACAGAUUUUGCUUGCACUUCAUCGAGGGAUGUCUUGAAGGAUCCAGAUGUUCUCAGUAUUCAUAAAGAUGGUAUAACCAGCAUGCAUAAAUUGAGAAUUGAUUCUGCUGAAAAGAGUGGCUUCUUUGCUUGCAAUGUUGGAAGGGAAAUUCAUAAUCCUGCUUCAAGGAUUGUGGGUUUUGAGUCAAAAGCAUCUAAUAGGCCAGCCAAUUUGUUCGAACCAAACCCGUUGGAUGGUAUUCUUCCAUCUGCUGCAGUUAGCAUUACUGACAAGACACCAGAGACCAGUGGCUCUGUUGUUAGGAAACGGUUAUUGUCACCUUUGAAUGGCAUGGUUCUUUCUGAUCAAUUUUCUGGUGAAUAUCUAGACAUUGGUGGUAGCACUAGUUUUAGGAGUACUUCCUAUUUAAGGAAUGGCACCCAUAAAAUUUCCUCACAAGAACACAAGAAAGCAAAUAUAAGAAGCUCAAGCAAUUUUGAAGCUUGGUCCACUCAAUAUGCCUCGGUAGAGAGCUGCUCUCCAGAUGAAAAUUUUAAGAUGAACUCCUUCAUUAUUACAGAUGGCCCCUUGUUUGAGGAUGAGGAGACUCUCUCUCGGAGUCUUUUUACCCCUACUUCCUCCGAACUAAACUUUCAUAGAAAAGUAACUGAAAUGCCUUUCCAAAAUGGAGGGAUAGACAUAGUGAAUAGAAAUGCAUACUCUCCACCACUUUCUCUCUCUCCUCUUGGGCCUAAUUGUUGUAGGAGGAUAAGAGAUUCUAAAUGGCAUAGGGAUGUUUGGGAGGAAUAUGAUGUCAAACGGUCACUUGAUGGGAAUCUAUUAGAUGCUUUGUCCUCUGAAAAAGAAGACGAUUCCAGAAUGGAAAUCAAAUCUAACUUAGAUGUUGAAGAUUUUCCUAUGAACUUUGAACAAUUCACUCUUGACAGUGUGAAUGAAGUGAGAGGACAAUGGGCACAGAAUUCAAUCCAAACAAGUCAGCGUACAAGAUUAGGUAGAUCCCUCAGUGGACUUACUGUAAGAAGGUCAUUAGUUGGCUCAUUUGAGGAGUCACUAUUUUCCGGUCGUUUGGCAUCAGGAACUGUUAGCCAGAAAAUUGAAGGUUUUCUUGCUGUCCUUAGUAUUUCUGGAGGGAAUUUCUCUCCACAUCCAAAGAAACUUCCAUUUGCAGUAACGAGUGUGGAUGGUGGCAACUGUUUGGUGUAUUACUCAUCCAUAGAUCUUGGAGGACAUUUCUUAACUAAUGAGUGUAAAGGCUCUAAAAUGAAGAGAAGCCUUAGCAUUAAUGACUCCAAGACAAAUAAUGGUCGGCUGCGUAUACCUAUGAAAGGGCGUAUCCAACUGGUUCUCAGCAAUCCAGAAAGGACUCCCAUUCAUACAUUUUUCUGUAACUAUGAUUUGACUGACAUGCCUGCUGGGACCAAGACAUUUCUGCGACAAAAGAUAACUUUGGACACGGACAAAGGCGGCCAUAAGGAUGCUAAGGGGAAAAGUGAUGGAAGGCAACCUCCCGUUACAAAGGCUGGGGAUUCUUUGCAAUCUAGUGAGCUACUUUCAGAUUGUAGGAAAUCAAAUGACUGUAGUAGCGGUGCUGUAGAGGGCAUUGAUUGGCCUUUUGCUGGAACUGGCAGCAAAUCUGUAGAUUGCCCUUCAAAGAUAAAUGAGAAUGCAGCUGGUACAGGUGUUCUGCGCUAUGCUCUCCAUAUCCGGUUCUUGUGCCCUUACUCUAAGAGAAACUCUAAAACGGUUCUGAGGUGCAAAUCUGACCCUUCAUCUGUACCCACAAAAAAUGGCAUGGAUAUUGAAGGGGAGCGACGCUUCUACUUGUACAAUGACAUGAGAGUCGUGUUUCCUCAACGUCAUUCAGAUGCUGAUGAAGGCAAGUUACAUGUGGAAUAUCAGUAUCCAUCUGAUCCAAAGUACUUCGACAUCAGUGAAUGAAAGUGUUCUACUUAUUGCCAAAAAAAAAAAGAAAAGAAAAUGAAAGCAAGCAAGCAAGAGACUGUAAGGUGCACAUCCUCUGCUCAGAAACUAUUUCCUUGUACAUAACCAUUUCAUGUAGUUCCUAAUCAAUUUACCUGAUAGGGGACCAACCCCAUUUCACCUGUAAAUUCAUUUCAAUAAAUAGACAUGAUUUCUCCUGUCCAGACCUUUUGGAAGUUGUACAUAUGACCUUUCAAAAGUUGUACAUAUGACCUUUUUCUUUAUUUGGAGGAAGGUUUUACUAACCAGAAUGCCAUUUAACAAAAACAAUGUCAAGCUUCCCAUCUCUUAAAACAAAUUUGUCUCA